GGCAGUCCCGACUCAGAACCGGUUCGAGGAAGUGGCUCUUCUGAGGCAUGUCGUCAGAUCAGAUACGUCAGAAGCGGUCCACAAAACGCCAGAGUCGUUCUAGUUGAAAUGAGUGCGGAUUCAGAAGUGGGACAGUGUCUACCGAGCAAGAGAUUCGAUACGAUGUCCGGCAGGAUGUGAACCCUCUCCGAUGUCGUCCAAGACGUCAUGCAAAUUCCAGACACGACAAUAGCACCGAGAAGAGCGGAUUCCGUAACUGCGAUCUUCUGCAUCAUGUGGGUCGUCAUCGUGGUCUUCUCGAUCGAAAAGUCCGAGGCGGGCGUGUCCUUCCUGGUGCACAAGUACAGCACGAGGAUAGUGAGGACGAAGUACGGCCCUUUGAGGGGCAUCAUCCUGCACAUUCAUCCAUCCGUCGAGGCCUUCCUAGGCGUGCCCUAUGCCACGCCACCUGUCGGCAGUUUGAGGUACAUGCCACCUGUGACCCCAUCCUUAUGGAGGACGACUCGGUUGGCUGACCGUUUCAGUCCUGUGUGUCCGCAAAGGCUACCUGACAUUAGUAAUAGAUCGGAAGCGCUGCUGGAAUUCCCGAAAGGACAACUUCUUCAUCUGGAGAAGAUCCUGCCUCUGUUGGCCAACCAAAGCGAAGACUGUCUCUACCUCAACCUAUAUGUGCCAAGGACUGCGACGGGUGGUGAAGAGUCCAGUCUACUUCCUUGUCUAGUUUACGUUCAUGGCGAGAGUUACGAGUGGAGUAGCGGUAACGUAUACGAUGGCACUCUGUUGGCUUCCAUGGGUAAAGUCAUUGUCGUCACUAUCAAUUUCAGGCUCGGUGUAUUGGGUUUCGUGAAAACCGGCACCAAAGGCAGCACUCAAGGAAAUUUUGGUCUGAUGGACCUCAUGGCCGGUCUCCAUUGGCUGAGGGAAAACCUCUCGGCCUUUGGGGGUGAUCCCCAAAGAAUAACACUCAUGGGACACGGUACGGGUGCUGCUUUGGUGAACUUCAUCGCUGUGUCACCUGUUGCUAGAGAACUUCUACACCGCGUCAUUCUACUGAGUGGAUCAGGUCUCAGUCCCUGGGCCUUGCAGCGGGAUCCUUUGUGGGUUAAAAGAAGCGUGGCUGAGCAUACAGGGUGCCACGGGGAUUUGCUUGAGGAUGAUUUGGCGCCCUGUCUGCGACUCAAGACUCUAGAUCAGCUGCUGAGCAUCAAGUUGGAACCACCCCGGUUUCUGCCAGGUUUCGCUCCAUUCAUCGACGGAACGAUCCUUCUCAACCCCACUGGCGCCCCGCCAUCUUCUCCAUCUCCAUCCUCCAUCGUCACCACUCCAGGCUUCGAACUGGCCCUCUUCUCGAAGCUGGACCUCCUCCUCAGCGUGACGACCUCAGAGUCCUACCUGGACCUCAGCGCCCAGGACCUGGAGUUCGGAUUCAACGACACCAAGCGAGACCGCAUCCUCAGGACGUACGUGAGGAACUCGUACUACUACCAUCUCAACGAGAUAUUCUCCACCCUUAAGAACGAAUAUACCGAUUGGGAGAGGCCGUCCCUCAAUCUUAUGAACGUGAGGGACACUACCCUGGAUCUGCUCAGCGAUGGGCACACUGUGGCUCCUUUGAUCAGGAUCGGGUACUUGCAUGCUUUGAACGGUGGUAGAACGUUUUUUCUCCACUUCCAGCACCAUAAUGGCCCCAAAGACAUUCCUAUGAGAUCCGGGAGCGUGAGAGGUGAUGACCUUCCCUUCAUUUUCGGGUUGCCCCUAAUUGGGGACAGUUCCUCCUCCAAUAAUAACUACAGUCGCGGUGAUGUUCUUGCGUCCAAGACCCUCAUUAAUUACGUCAGCAAUUUCAUUAGGACCGGCGACCCAAAUACGGAAUCCACCGAUUCACCAACAGUCGAAGCCAACAAUCAACAAAGAGAUAAUCAACAAGAGCCUAGCAUGCCUUUCUGGGACACAUAUGAUACCAUCAAUCAGUUUUAUAUGGAAUUAGGGAGUCGCACGGAACGGAAGGACCAUUAUAGAGGGCACAAAAUGUCUCUUUGGCUCAACCUCAUCCCCCAGUUGCACAGGGCUAGCGAGGGGGAUGAGGUAUCGAUGAGGCAUCAUCACUUUCAGGAAGAGGACGAACAGUAUUAUGACGGUUAUGUUCGACCGCAACUGAAAGAAAAACCACGUUUCGUCCAAGUUCUAGCGCUUCCACCAGAAUCGCCUUCCGUUUCAAUAUCAGGAACAACUCCUUUAGCAGCGUUGCCGCCCAAAUCAGAUACAGCCUUGCAGGCGAUUACUACAGAGUGUCCUCCGAGCAACGCCACCUACGUCGUGAGUUCUAACAGGAAUUCGAACAAUUUGAUUCGACGAUUGGCUAACAGCCACUUCCACAGCUACACCACUGCGUUGACAGUGACCAUUGGUGUCGGGUGCUUCCUGCUCUUGCUGAACAUCCUCAUCUUCGCGGGAAUCUAUCACCAGAAGAGCAGAGGAAAGUGCAAAGAAAAACAAAAGACUGAGAACGAAACGGCGAGCUGCAGCACUUCCUCAGGGGAAACCUUCCCCAAAACUCAUCCCCCCAACCGCUACGAACCCCAGCAAACGGCCUCCUACGAAUGCCAGCGACCGCCCUACGCAUGCGCGGACUACCCUGGCACCUGCGCAGACUACCCUGGCGCCUGCGCGUGCGAAACCUCCCCCCAAACGGAGGUUCGCAUCGUGGCCGACUACCCACUGCGCGAAUUCAAAUCCUCCCCCAAGAGGGGGGAUUGUCACUUCUCUCCCAAGAGGAGCGAUUGCCACCCUCCUGACGUGACCAAUACGACGCAGAAGCAGCCAAGCGACGUUUCGCACCCGAAUCAGAAUCCAUCUUCAGGCAUCCUGCGGCCGCACGGGCAAGCGACGCCAGGGACGACGAAAAAACGUGUUCAAAUACAAGAAAUAUCUGUAUGAAUGUUAUUGUAUAUUUAUAUUAUAUUUAUGUGGUAUGGAAAUGAUUUUUCGAUUGUAUAAUAAAAGGGAUUGUUUGA
Molecule: messenger RNA, 3014 nt
Organism: Phaedon cochleariae (mustard beetle)
Lineage: Eukaryota; Metazoa; Arthropoda; Insecta; Coleoptera; Chrysomelidae
Source: the annotation of a GenBank genome assembly